Messenger RNA from Ostreococcus lucimarinus CCE9901, 486 nucleotides. RefSeq lists its product with no specific name. The record is from RefSeq and is a predicted model, not a curated record. The coding region runs from base 1 to 486 and encodes 161 amino acids. The transcript has a single exon. Lineage: Eukaryota; Viridiplantae; Chlorophyta; Mamiellophyceae; Mamiellales; Bathycoccaceae.
AUGGCGUCGAAGAUCAGCCACAUCCCCGCCGUCGUCAGCUCUCCCGCGCUCAUCGCCGCGCUGCUGAGCUUCAGCAUCGCGCAAAUCGCGAAAGUGUUCACGCACUAUCACGCCACGGGCAAGGUGGACUACUCGCGGAUCGUCGGCUCGGGCGGGAUGCCGAGCUCGCACACCGCGCUGGUCGUCGGCCUGUGCACGUCGAUCGGACUGAAGGAGGGGAUGCAGUCGAGCAUAUUCGCGCUGUGCCUGGUGUUCUCGCUGGUGGUCAUGUACGACGCCACGGGGGUGCGCCUGCACGCGGGACGACAGGCGGAGGUGUUGAAUCAGUUGAUCGUCGAACUGCCCAGGGAUCAUCCGCUGACGGAUUCGAGGCCGCUGAGAGACACGUUGGGACACACGCCGAUACAGGUGGUGGUGGGGGCGAUAUUAGGGAUGUCGGUGGCGUACGCGCACUUCGUGUACUGGAUGUCGACGUAUUCGCUCUAG